Molecule: messenger RNA, 3866 nt
Organism: Trachymyrmex septentrionalis
Lineage: Eukaryota; Metazoa; Arthropoda; Insecta; Hymenoptera; Formicidae
Product: protein groucho-1-like
Exons: 13
Coding region: 1236-3599 (787 amino acids)
Biological process (GO): negative regulation of canonical Wnt signaling pathway; regulation of DNA-templated transcription
Cellular component (GO): transcription regulator complex; nucleus
Molecular function (GO): transcription corepressor activity; protein binding
Source: RefSeq, a predicted model, not a curated record
GGUCUAUCCGUCAGUCGCUCCGUAGCCGCUGUAGGAAGAGGUUCGCCUGCGUCGUUUUCAUUCGCGCGCUGUAACACCCGUCAGGAUUUCUCGCGAGAACUUCUCGUAAGUGACACAUUGAUCGUUACCGCGAUCCUCGAGCGUGUUUACUCCGCAUUUCCGCGGUGAUAUUCAAUCUCAAUCGCGGUUAUACGCGCGCGCGCGCGCGCGCGAUCCUUACGUUCGCGCUCGGGUAAACAACGGAGUGGUGUGCAGUGUGCCAGCGCGUGUGACGCGGGUAUCAGUGUUGCUUGCGUCGCUCGCCACGACGCCGCGACCGCCUUCCGAGAAGACAAGCGGAGACGAAGAAGCGGGAGUGAAGUAAAUAAGAUCGAAAAAAUAAACGUGUGCCGUCAGGGGGGAGUGAGGAAAUUUUUCGGGUCAGUGUUUCUUCGAAAAAAAGCAGUGACGACGUAGGUAGUUUUCUCCUUCUUUACCGACCGAAAAAACAAAAAAAAUAAAAAAAGUCGCAUCCGUCGCAUUUGUAAGAGCAUAAAGGAAAGACGCGGACACGGCCGCCGCCGAGGAGAUCGAGUUGUCCUCCUCGAGUCCUCGCUCGCCUCGUCCCGUCGGCUUGUGCGCGCGCUGUGCAUGACUCCGAAUGAACGCGACGACCAGCCUCACCUGACCCGGCGAGCCGCGAGAGGGAAGGAGAGAGGCCGCUACCGACCACUGCCCGCGCGAGUGUAAAGGGGAGGAGGAGGAGGGUGUGUGUAACACGUUUAAGCGGCCGGUCUCCUCCGCGCGCCCGAUGAGACGGUAGUGACGGAUGGAUUGGUGGCGACCGCCGAUGGAUUUUCGGCGGGGAAACGGGGUGUUGCGAAUCACGCUCGCGUACGCGUCGCACCGGAACGUAGCACGUCGUCGCGAGGCGACACGUCAUCGCCGCCGAUCGUCGUCCUCGUAGCGGCCCGAGUUAUUUUUUUUCACGCGCCUCCCACGAAAUCGACCUUUCUGUGCCCCCCCCCUCCUCGCCCACCUCCUCUCGUCGUUUACUCCUGUUAACGGUUGUUGCUGUUGUGCCGUUUGUUGUUGUUAUUGUUCUUCUCCGACGGGGGAGCAGCUCAGUCGGAAUAAGUGUACCGCGUGUGAUAUGACGCGUCACAAUUGAAGAAGUUUCCGGAGUUUCGCGUCUCUCGCCGGAGUAAGGGCGCGAGAUACGUCGUACAGAUAUUGCCACGCAUCGAGCAGGAAGGAUGUAUCCCAGCGCCGGAAUCAACGCAGCCGCCGUGGCCGCCGCCGCUGCCAGGCAUCCGGGUCCACCGCAGCCUGGACAGCCGUUCAAAUUUUCGGUCGGCGAAUCCUGCGAUCGUAUCAAGGAGGAAUUCAACUUUUUACAGGCCCAAUACCACAGCCUUAAAUUGGAGUGCGAGAAACUGGCCAGUGAAAAAAUAGAGAUACAGAGGCAUUACGUGAUGUAUUACGAGAUGUCGUACGGGCUUAACGUGGAGAUGCACAAACAGACGGAAAUAGCGAAAAGGCUGAACGCGAUCGUUGUGCAGAUUCUGCCUUUUCUCUCUCAGGAGCAUCAGCAGCAAGUCGCUUCAGCACUCGACAGAGCCAAACAAGUGACCAUGACCGAGCUGAACACUAUCAUCGGGCAACAGAGGCCUGAUCUACCGAGACUCCUGCAACAGAUGCACGCCCAACAACUGCCACCGGGCGCGGCGAUGGGACCGCAUCCGGGUAUACCCGGACUUCCUGGGUUGGGCCCGGGCGCGGGUAUACCGGUCCCCACCUCGGCAUCCGCGGCGCUUCUCGGUUUAGGCCUUCCCCCAGGAGCGGCUGCCACCCCCGGAGGUACCGGCGCACAUCCGCUGUCGAUGCUGACCAAACCGGAACUUCAUCGCGGUCAACCCGACGAUCUCAAACCUAACGGAGGUCUGAAUCCGGCUGAGGAGAGGCAUAGGAACUCGAUAUCUCCGGCGGAACGGGAGAAGUACAGACCGCGUAGCACGCCCGAUCCGCAGCACGAACAUCUGCUGGGUAAGAAACUGAAGAAGGAGCAGGACAAAGACAUAGGCCAUCAAAGCGAUGGCGAAAAGAGCGACCAAGACCUGGUGGUCGACGACGCGAGCGAGGGCCCGACCAGCCCCGCGGCGAACGGCACGGCGUCACCGCGAGAAAACGGUCUCGACAAGUUGGGCCCAUCGUCGGUGGCUAUGAGCGGCCAGGUCAAGAAAGAAGUACCACCGCCAUCACCUAGAAGUGGUACUAGCAGCAAUGCGAGCACGCCUUCGGCCAAGAAGAUGGAAGAACGUGAGAAACCAACGACACCGAUCUCGAAACCGGUCACACCGACGUCGGCAGGUAGCAGUUCUGGUUCCGGUGGCCUAAAACCAUCGAGUUCCAGUAAACCGUUAGUUUCGGCUUCGGUGGUCGGCCCUUAUCCGCCGCACUAUCCGCCGCCACAUCAUCCACCCGCAGGACCUCACGUGGACAUGCUGGGCUAUCCUCCGGCAGCACUCAACGGUGGUUACCCUACGAGACCUCCCCUUCAACAGCUUUAUGAUCCUCAUGGCAGCAUGAGAGCACCACUCGGACCGAUCAUUCCUCCCGGUGGUAAACCCAGUGCCUACAGUUUCCACGUAUCUAGUGAAGGUCAGAUGCAACCGGUACCAUUCCCGCAGGAUGCGCUCAUUGGCCCGGGUAUUCCGCGACAUGCGCGUCAAAUAAAUACGCUAACUCACGGUGAGGUGGUCUGUGCCGUGACGAUCUCGAAUCCGACCAAGUACGUCUACACCGGCGGCAAAGGUUGCGUUAAGGUGUGGGACAUCAGCCAAGGUGGUAGCGCUAGUGCGAAACCCGUCUCCCAGCUUGAUUGCCUGCAACGGGACAAUUAUAUCAGAUCGGUGAAGUUGUUACCUGACGGUCGAACUCUCAUUGUUGGAGGCGAGGCGAGUAAUCUGAGCAUCUGGGACUUGGCUAGUCCGACACCGAGAAUCAAAGCCGAACUGACCUCCUCGGCGCCGGCGUGUUAUGCCCUGGCCAUCUCGCCGGACUCGAAGGUCUGCUUCAGCUGUUGCAGCGAUGGCAACAUUGCCGUCUGGGAUUUGCAGAAUCAAACGUUGGUUCGACAAUUCCAAGGUCACACGGAUGGCGCCUCUUGCAUCGACAUCUCUGCCGACGGUUCGAAACUGUGGACAGGUGGCCUCGAUAAUACUGUGCGCUCCUGGGACCUUAGAGAGGGUAGACAACUGCAGCAGCACGAUUUCACGUCACAGAUAUUCUCUCUGGGAUACUGCCCGACCGGGGAAUGGUUAGCCGUUGGUAUGGAGAAUUCGAAUGUCGAAGUACUUCAUGCCACGAAACCCGACAAAUACCAGUUGCAUCUGCACGAAUCUUGUGUGCUAUCGUUACGCUUCGCUUCGUGCGGCAAGUGGUUCGUCUCCACCGGCAAGGACAAUUUACUUAAUGCCUGGCGCACGCCAUAUGGUGCCUCGAUUUUCCAGUCGAAAGAAUCGUCUUCGGUGCUCAGCUGCGAUAUUUCUACGGAUGACAAGUACAUCGUCACCGGAUCUGGCGACAAGAAAGCCACCGUCUACGAAGUGAUGUAUUGAGUCACAUAUUGACUUGACGAUACACUUCGAUACAACAUCGAUUGAAGUUUCACGUGACAUUAAGUGUGACUUACAACGGAGGAAUUGAAAAAAGAAAAUUAAUUUUUUUUACUGCAAAUGUGACUAAUAAUAAAUGUGAAUUUAAGGAACUACGAAAUGCGAAUUAUAAAGUUUAACAAGAAUUGACAAGACUUAGUCGAUGUACUACGGUCGCUACAUUCGACGGAAACCGCGAAUUAAAUUUCACAUUUCUAUAAUCCCAAAAAA